This is a messenger RNA of Amphibalanus amphitrite, 534 nucleotides long. Its product is annotated as skin secretory protein xP2-like. The coding region runs from base 1 to 534 and encodes 177 amino acids. The transcript has a single exon. Lineage: Eukaryota; Metazoa; Arthropoda; Thecostraca; Balanomorpha; Balanidae. The record is from RefSeq and is a predicted model, not a curated record.
AUGCUCAACGAGGUAGACGAGGCCUCCACCCCCAGCGACGGCUCAGAACUCGGUGGAACCGCUGCAGAACCCGCACCCGGCGCCGGCCCCGCAGCGCCAGAUACCUCCACCAGUGGCUCCGAAGCGCCAGCCCGCGACACCGCCGGUCCCGAAGCGUCAGCCCCCGACACCGCCGGCCGCAAAGCGCUGUCUCCCGACUCCGGCGGCUGCGAAGCGCCAGCUCCCGAUACCGCCGGCCAAGAAGCGCCAGCCCCCGACCCCGGCGGCACCGAAGCGCCAGCGCCCACCGGCUCCGCAGCAACAGCUCCCGGCGGCGCAAGCCCAGGGCCAGCGCCGCUCCCUCCAGGGGUAGAGGCGAGACCUCCCGGCGGCGGGGCACGCGUGACAGAGCCCUCUCCGGACUCUCCCAGGCCCCGCGCCGGGCUCCCUCCGCGGCACCGCCGCGUCCAUCGCGCCGGUCACAGGCAAGGCAGGGGCGGACCCAGCGCCCGGCGCUGGGGCGGCGGCACCUCCGCUCUGCUGCAGAGCACUUAG